Messenger RNA from Laccaria bicolor S238N-H82, 165 nucleotides. RefSeq lists its product as uncharacterized. The transcript has 2 exons. NCBI's taxonomy places the organism in Eukaryota, Fungi, Basidiomycota, Agaricomycetes, Agaricales, Hydnangiaceae. The annotation marks the transcript as partial. The record is from RefSeq and is a predicted model, not a curated record.
CAGGGAGGAGGCGCACGUUACCCAUAUCCCAAGGCAGUCUGGUCACCGGCUGGUGGCUGGUGGGUCCGACCAUCGAACUGGGCUAGCAAUACCGCCGUUGCGGCUGGUGGUAUUUUAGCUGUGACGUAUGCUGUGUGGAGUAUCAGCGCCGCACAUGAGGUGCGU